Molecule: messenger RNA, 4735 nt
Organism: Calidris pugnax (ruff)
Lineage: Eukaryota; Metazoa; Chordata; Aves; Charadriiformes; Scolopacidae
Product: coagulation factor XIII B chain-like
Exons: 11
Coding region: 1140-3017 (625 amino acids)
Source: RefSeq, a predicted model, not a curated record
GAUUCCUCACUGAUUAAAUCUUGUAGAAUGCUAUUAAAACCAGUUGUUUGCGUGGGACAAACAACUGGCUUGUGCGUGGGUUGUUGUGCUGGCUUGUCUGAUCUGGAGAGGUGUAAGUAGGAAGAGGCAUAGGCUGUUUUGCGGGAGCUUGGACUUACUUUCUAGUAAGAUUUUCAGGGAUCAUAUGUGACUGUAGGGAAAAUUUUUUAUUUUUUAUUUUUUUUUAAAUUCACAUUUUUUCUAAACAAUACAAGAUUAUAGUAGAACAAUGGGAUAUUGUAAGGGUGAAUUUAGAAAUUGUGACCUGAUAUUUUAAGGGAGGUGAUUUGUGAGUGAUUUCUUCCUAUCAAGUGAGCAGUACAUACAAGGACACGUCUCAUCUGGCUGAACAGAGGGUGUUCGUCCUGGCAUCUCCCUUACCUUGUGCCUCGGAACUGCGUUUUCUUCAAGCAAGGCCAGGACAGCAAAAACUGUAAAAUUAUACCCUUCUACUCCCAAAUUUAAGAUUAUGUCUCCCAAGGGUGGAAUGUGAUGGUACAUCAACUGGUAGCCAUUACUCAGUUUGGUGAUAAUGCAUUGUAAAUAAGAUCCUUUGUUUGUUUGUUUGUUUAAAACAAGACUCCAAGGGUACUAACUGUAUACAACAAAACCCAACAGUCAGAUAAUCCUAGUGGGUGUGUACUUAACAUAAGAGCCUCCAGAAUGAAUAAUAUAUAAAAUGCAACUGACUGGUUAUAUAGGGGUAGGCUGGAGGAUGGGGAGAAUUUUCUGUUUCCUCCUAUUUCAGCCAAGGUAAAUAAUCUGAUAACGGAAUGCCCUUUAAACCUAGAACUCAGGAGGUUCUGAAGGGAACAGUGUUCAAUUAGUUAAAUUAUUCCAUAAGCUUGUUGCCUGGUUUCACUGUAAAAUGAUACAUUCUGUCGUCUUUACUGAUGUAGAGCAUGUCAAAUGGAAGCUGAAUUCUGCGAGUCUAGUGUUAAGGUAUUUGGAGAACUAAAAUAAAUGAAAUUAGUGUUCAGUGAAAUAACAUGUUACAAAAUACCAGGGACACCAAGUCAUUCGUGGUUCCCUUUGAAUAGCCAGUUAAUUAUUUACGAAAGUAAUACUUAUAGAGUUUUCACAGGUGGUGGAAGCUGUUGAUGGAAGCAGUAAUGAAGAUGAGAUGUAAAAGCUGUUUUUUCUUGCUAGUUAUGAUGUACUCAGGCAAGCUCUUUGCAGAAGAUAAACCUUGUGAUUUGCCACACAUCGAAAAUGGAAAGAUUGGCCAGUACUACUAUAAUUUCAAAAGUUACUAUUUCCCUAUGCGUAAGGAAAAAAAGCUUUCCUAUUCUUGUAUGGUUGGUUAUACAACUGAAACUGGGACUCAAGAGGGAAGAAUAACUUGUACAGCAAAAGGAUGGUCUCCGCUGCCACGAUGCUACAAAAAAUGUAACAAGCCUCUCUUGGAAAAUGGCUUUUUUUAUGGUACAGAAAUGUACUUCAAAAUACAGGAGAAACUGCAAUACAAAUGUAAUCCAGGCUACCACACUCCAAGCGGUGGCACCGAAGAUACAGUACAAUGUCAGCCAGAAGGAUGGUCCUCCCAGCCAAGCUGCACCAAAAAAAUUGAGUCAUGUCAAGUACCCAAUUUGCAUCACGGCAGCUACUUCACAGCCCAACAAGAGCUUCGACUGAACGAAACGCUGCAAUACAGAUGUGACGAGGGGUACCAUACUGCAGGAGGAAACACCACAGAAGAAGCAGUGUGUCUGGCACAUGGGUGGUCCCUUACUCCAAACUGCACUAAAAUAACUUGCUCCUCUCUGAGUGCAAUAGCACAUGGAGGCUUCUAUCCUGUGAAGAAAAUCUAUGAAGAGGGAGAUGUAGUUCACUUUUUCUGUGAGGAAGGUUAUUCUGUCAGUGAAUUUGACCUAAUUCAGUGUUAUUAUUUUGGAUGGCAUCCAAGCCCCCCAGUUUGUGAAGAUGUAAAAAAUAAAUGCCCUCCACCACCGUUUCCUCCUCAUGCCCACAUCACCACAGUUAGAAGAACAUAUCAUAAUGGAGACAAAAUUCAUAUACAGUGUCAAAGUACCUUUGAAAUAAGAGGAUCUGAGGAAAUACGAUGUGAAAAAGGAAAAUGGACAUCACCCCCUCUUUGUUUCGGAACUGUGGAUAAACAGGAAUCUGAGGCUCCACCACCACUUGAGGAACAGGCGGCAGUACGGGCAAGCAAAACAUACCACAGUGAAGAUAUGAAAAUGGAGCAAAACUGUACCUCUCCACCUGUGAUUAAAAAUGGUGGUGUUCUUGGUCCGCUAUUGACAAGUUACAAGAACGGUUCCUCAGUAGAAUAUGGUUGUCAGCGCUACCAUUCUUUGGAGGGACCCAGUACUGUUUACUGCAAACAAGGAAACUGGACAGAACAACCAACUUGCUUAGAACCGUGUGCUCUUAAUGUAACUGAUAUGAACAGCAACAACAUAGAGUUGAAAUGGAGACAGGAAGAAUUAAUUUUCCUACACGGCGAUCUGGUGGAGUUUGAAUGUAAGCAGGGAUACAGUUUUCUCCAGACUACCGUUCCCUCCCCUGGGAGGACACAGUGUAACCACGGCAGACUGAAAUAUCCGCAAUGCAUUAUGCAAGCUACUGCAGAAAAAUGUGACUCGCCACCUUCUAUUGCGAAUGGAGCUCUUACUGUCCCACCCCUGACCCAGUAUGACAGUGGUUCUUCAGUUCAGUAUAGUUGCUCUGACUAUCAUUUUUUGCAAGGAUCUGAGAGAAUCUACUGUUCUGAAGGGCAGUGGACUUCACCACCAGUGUGUAUAGAGCCAUGUACUUUGUCACAAAGUGAAAUGGAAAAAAACAACGUACUGCUGCAAGGGUUCUAUAAGAAUCAAGUUCACUUUUACCAUGGGGACUAUGUUGGAUUUUACUGUAAAGAGAACCACUUUGGAGCAGAAACUGGUACAACUUUAUUUCAAGUGCAGUGUAAGAGAGGACAGCUGGCGUAUCCAAGAUGCAUUGAAAGAGGAAAAUAAGUAUGAACUUCAGGAAAGCCUAUAGGAAAGAUAUGUACAUGUUCUUUAUCUGGUAUUAAUAGCUGAAUUAAGAUGGCCUCAUAUUUUCAAGAUAGCUUUGAGAAAUGAGCAUUCAGUGGCAUUAUUGGGUCUGGGCUGAAGCGGGAGGGAAUUGUUUCAAUGUGCUUUGUGGACAGAGGAGUAUUGUAAGCUUACAGUGAUAAACUUGAGGAUGGGUCACAAUCUGGAGGACUUGAGCAAAGCACCAUAAUGAGAAGAUGUUGAGCAAGCAGUGCUUUGUGUGAUAUCGGUGGCUUUUGUGACUACAGAAUAUAGCUAAAUUGAGAUUUAAUUUCAUGCCUUUCAGUGUUGUGAUGUUAAAUGAUGUUAAAUUCUCAUUUUACAGUGAGAAAAGAGAGGCCUAUUUUUUGUACAUCUUAACAAUUCCCGUGUCUCCUAUCACAGAAUCACAGAAUCACAGAAUUGUAGUGGUUGGAAGGGACCUCAGAGAUCAUCGUAGGUAAGAAGCCUCUAAAGGACAAGGCUUGAGGGACAAAAAGAUAAAAAGCAAGUAUUAGAAAAAAAAAAAAUAUAUAUAUAUAAAAAAUUGUGUUUAGUGGAUCUAUGAAACCAUUUAAAACCUAAAAAUAUGCAAAUUCUACUCAGUAGUUAAUUAUUAUUCUUAAAAAAAGAAAUCAAGCAAGCAUCUUUGUUUUGUUAAUUGAGAGCAUUUUAACUAUUCAAAUAUCUAAUCCAACUACCUUGUAUGAUUUCCUAUGACACUUAAAUAUUGAUACUCGUGGGGCUCUGCCUUUGAACAUUCAGGAGUUUAACAAUGUUUAUCUUGCAUGCAUUUUAUUAUGUUUUAAUUUUAAAAAAAUAUCACUAUAAGGGUUUCUUCUGAACUAAACCAUAUUCUGUCUCAGCCUUCUGAACAGCCUAACCAAAUUGUUUGCAGCAUCCACCCUAAGUGAAAGUCAACCACCAAACUAUCUGUCUGACCAGUGUUUUCCAAUGCCCUCUUUAUUGUAUUAUAAAAUGAAAUAUAGUCUCUAGAGUGAAAGCAAAACAAAGGCUGUAUAUUCACAUUUAGGUGGUAUGGUCCACUUCUUCCCUAUUUUACAGGUAGUUGUUAGUCAUCUAGUAGCAACAAAACAUGGGUUCCACCAAUAACUAGGCUCAUAACUAUUCCUGCAUUUUCCUCUAAUGACACAUGAGGAUCCUGGGAACCCUUCAUGUGACAUUUCUGGAAAUGAUCAAAAAGCAGAUGUAAAUGGGUGCAGCCUUUGUUUAUGUGACUGAGCCAUUCGUAACGCUUUGGCUGUUCAUGUCAGUUAAUGGAUUGAAAUAUGUUAAUCAAAGAUCUGUUUAAUCCAUGGGUUCAUUUGCUGCUGAAAUUUAGACUGCCUGACAUUACCAGCAGUAGUAGCAAUUUUCGGCUGGACUCACACUUGCUGUCUGUGCAACUGUAACAAAGCACUAUUUCUCUUUUCUAUGAGAUUACAUAAAGAAACUCAUUGUUAUUUACUAGUAACAGACGACCUCUUGGGCACAAAUAUGGUUUAUGCAUUUUAUAGAUUGGAAACCAAAGCACAGAUCUGAGACAUUUUGUCAAGGUCGUACUGUCUGUAUCCAAGCCAAGGACUGCGUCAGGGUCAUCAUAGCCAGAACCAUGUCCUCAUUGGGUGUUUGGAAAAAUUAAUUGCUUUUGGAAAUUAAACUCUUCCUGAAAUCCUGCA